Messenger RNA from Nilaparvata lugens (brown planthopper), 2298 nucleotides. Its product is annotated as beta-1,3-galactosyltransferase brn. Gene Ontology annotation, cellular component: membrane. Gene Ontology annotation, molecular function: hexosyltransferase activity; UDP-glycosyltransferase activity. NCBI's taxonomy places the organism in Eukaryota, Metazoa, Arthropoda, Insecta, Hemiptera, Delphacidae. The coding region runs from base 127 to 1122 and encodes 331 amino acids. The record is from RefSeq and is a predicted model, not a curated record. The transcript has a single exon.
CUCUAACCUCAAAAAGUCACCAAGCAAAACAGUAACCUAAAAACCUCAUAACCUGUGCUAUACAAAUGUAAUUAGUGUGUUGUGUAGAAAUUCUACGGAUUUUCUCCGUUUUUUUAAACUUUUGUGAUGAGAAUGAGAAGAUCAUUCUUUAGUAGAAGUUUUAAAAGCAAACUGAAAUAUUUUCUGGUUGUUUUUGUAUUGGGUUUUGCAUACGUUUUUGGUGUAUUUACUCAUAUAUUUGAAAAGGAUUACUAUAGUGAUUUCAGUUAUCCAUUAGAAGGCGACAUAGUCAAGUAUGCGUAUCAACUCAGAUAUUAUAAAAAGCCAGAUACUGGUCCCAUCAAUGAAUAUAACUUCUCUUAUUUGUAUAAUGCGAAAGGGAAGUGCACAAUGCCUGAUAAAGAAAAGAUUAGACUGGUGAUCAUUGUUAAAUCUGCAAUCAAGCAUUUUAAACGACGUUUAGUGAUAAGACAUUCAUGGGGAUAUGAAGGAAGGUUUUCAGACGUUCCUGUACGAACAGUUUUUAUUUUGGGAGUGGGCGGGGAUGAGAAUUUGCAACAUGAAGUGGCCCUAGAAAACGAAACAUUUGGUGAUAUAGUGCAAGCUAAUUUCACCGACAACUAUUAUAAUAAUACUAUAAAAACAAUGAUGGGAUUCAAGUGGGCUGUGUUGUACUGUCCAAAUGCUAUGUUUUAUUUUUUCAGUGAUGAUGAUAUGUAUGUCUCAACAAAGAACAUUUUACGUUUUGUGCGUAAUCCAAUUAAUUAUCCUGCUUAUCUUCAACAGGCGAUUGUUUCUCUGAAUACUUCUCACAGUCUCCCGAAAAUUUUUGAUCAUGUUGGUAGAGAACCUCUUUUGUUGGAGGAAGACCAUAUCUCCAAUAGAAAAUUGCAACAAGUUCUUGAUUAUCAGUUACCAGAGAAUGUAAGCUUAUACUCAGGUUAUGUAUUCGUCUCUUCUCCGCAUAGACAUUUGACAAGUAAGUGGUGUGUAUCACUGGAAGAGUAUCCUUAUCAUAUGUGGCCUCCCUAUAUAGCAGCAGGUGCAUAUGUCAUGUCACAUGAAGCACUGUUUAGUUUAUAUUAUGGAAGUCUUUUCACUAAGCAGUUCAGUUUACCUUAAUUAUUUUAAAGUCCUAAGAAGUUGAAAAAUGCUAGGUUGUUGAAUACUAUACAAUAAUACUGUAAUGUACUGUUAAAUUCUUAUGGCUAAUAAAAAAUAUAUUAUCAUAGCUCAAGAACUUUGAUAGCAUAGCCUUUAUUAAAUAGAUGAGGGAGUGAAGUAGGGCAAGACAUUUACUAUUGAAACCAUAUGCAAUUAAUUAUAGAUGUACUAAGCAUGUCUUUGGAGUAAGUUGACUGAGGCUCUCACGGCCGGUGGGAUUAAUAGUAAUAAUAAUGGUUUCUGUUCAUAACAUAGAUAUACCACCAGGGAUGUCCAUACGAGAAAAAGCCAAGAGAAAUAAUAUAGCAACAGGCAAAUUCAAAAAUGAACAGAACACACAAUAAAUUGAAACACAGAUUUAAAAAAAAAUCCCAGCAAUAAAUUAGGCAUAUAAUUAAGCACCAGGCAAGUGCUCUAUAAAGAAAAGUAGAUAUAUUUGCUGCCUCACACUCAAAAAAAUCAUUUAAAGAGUAGAAGGGAUUCUCCUAAAGGAAUAUCCUCAGGAUUGCCUCAGGUAGACUUCUAGCAGAAAUAGGUAGCUUGUCAAGGAUCUUGACUGGAUGGUAGGCCAUGCUGCUCUGAGUUCUCCCCAAUCCACAUUGAGGAAGAUUCAGCCUGUGCCUGUUCCUGGUGUCAUGCUGAUGAAAGUCUCCUCUGGUAGGCAAGGCAUCCAGGCCAUGAGAAGCUGUUAUAGCAGACCUGAAAACGUAGAGGUUGAAGACUGUCAGAAUACGCUACCCCAAAACAGUGGCAUGCAAUUCGCCAGAUAAUCAGUCCACACAAAAUUCUUAUGGCUUUCUUCUGCACCACCAAUAUCAUUCUCACCUCAGUGGCGCCACGCCACAGUAUGAUACCAUAUGCAAUCACGCUCUGGAAGAAGGCGAAAUAGCAGAUGCAAUAAUGGGAUGCCUCCGUGAUGCAACCUCUGAGACUCCUCAGCAGAAACAGCACUCUAUUCAGCCUGCAACAGACACCAAGUACGUGAUCUUACCAGGCAAGCUUCCAAUCCAUUGUAAAGCCGAAGGGAUUCACUGAGUUUAAGUUUUAUUGAAAAAAAUUUCCAAGGCAGUUAAGCAGUAUUCUGUUUGCCCAGAAAAUAGCAUAAAUCUAGUCUGCCACAACCUUUUCAGAGAU